Messenger RNA from Anneissia japonica, 1776 nucleotides. RefSeq lists its product as uncharacterized. The transcript is spliced from 8 exons. NCBI's taxonomy places the organism in Eukaryota, Metazoa, Echinodermata, Crinoidea, Comatulida, Comatulidae. The record is from RefSeq and is a predicted model, not a curated record.
AAUUAAAAUUGUUUGUGAAGGAGUGAUCGCGCAUGGAGCUCGGGGAGAGAAGGAGAGGAAUGACCGGGAGGAAUGACUGAGUUUAAACCACCUCCAGCCUUUAAGUUGCUGUCAGAAACACUAACAAAUCUGGCUUUCAGUAUCAGAGACAUUCUUGAUGAAUCACAAAAAAGUUUUAAAGAUUCAGUUGAUGAUUUCAUGUCGGUGAAUGUAUCAAAACUUGGAAAAAGUAUUGGAGUUAUUUCUAAUGCAUUGAUAAGUUUGAAAGUAAGUAGUUGGGAGGCUCUUGAGGUGGUGUGCAAGAGGAAUUUCUGCCAUCUUGAAAUUCAGAAAGCAUUUGAAGACCUGCAAGAGGUACAGCAAGAUUGGGACAGCUUCUUGGAUGAUGUAGACAUCACACUUAAAUGCAACUCACCUACUAGUCAGAUUAUGCAAGGGGACAAAAUACCCCAAGAUAUGUCGCUAAUCUGUACUAAAGACUUGAGUACAAAGAACCUUAGGGAAUAUGUGAAAGAGAACGGAAAUUCAUUGAUACUUGUUCUGUUGCGGCACUUUGCGUGACUUCCGUGACGUGAUCACGUCAGGCAACUUCAGGACAGACGAAUGGAACUUGCAGAGCUUGGUGGAAACGUGAUUGUGGUUUCAUUUGGGUCUGCCGUUGGUGCCAGACAGUGGAUCGCGUCUACAGAGUGUGAAUUUCCAUUAUUUUUAGAUGAGAAUAGACAGUUAUAUAAAACAUUUGGCCUGGGCAGGUCAAUUAGAAAAGUAUGGAAUAUGGAGACAAUGAAGUAUUAUGCGGAACAGAAAGCCUGUGGAAGAAGUUUACCAAAGAAGUUUGAAAAUGUUGAAGAUGAUCCACACCAGAUGGGUGGAGAUUUUGUUGUCGACUCUGAGGGUAUUCUACGUUUAAAGUACUGCAGCAAGGUGCCUAAUGACCGUCCAUCAGUAGAGCACCUAUUGACUGUUGUGAAGAAAUGUCAAGAAGAGAGAUGUGAUGGACCACCAGCAUCCAAGAAUCUGAAGACGACACAGCUUAUCAAAGAAGACAACCUGGGUUAAUGAUAAAAUGCAGCAUCAUGAAAGGUGUUUAAAUUAGUAAAAACUGUAUUUUACCAUACUAGUACAGGUGAAUUAUAAAUUAUGUAUAAUCAGGAGACUUGCUUACAAAAUGAUGGAUUACCCAUAAUGCAUUGAUGAAGGAUGUAGUUGAAACCAUAGCGGAGGUUACAUCUGGAAUAUGAGCAUUAAUGUACACACAUUGUUGCAAGCAUAAAUACAUAAAUUUAAGUUCUCAUAAUCUCAAAAGCUCCAAUGAGGGCAGUAUAAUAGAGCCAGUAGAGCUAAAAAAGGUAAUUAAUUAGCUGAGUAUUUCUAGAACUCCUUAUGAGGGCAGUACUGUAUAAUGAAGGUAGUAGAGCUAAAAAAGUUCUAUUAAUCUGUCAACUAAUCAACCUCAUGAGGGCAGUAUAAUAGAGGCAGUAGAUCUGAAAAGGAUUUUAUUAUUAGCCGAGUGUUUCUAGAGCUCCUCAUCAGAGCUAAAAAGAAAAUAUUGUCUUAAAUCACAUUCUACUUGAUGAGUACAUAUUUAUUAAUUAACUGCAAUUAUAAACAAUUACUGAAUAUAUUUUUCAUAUAUAGUAAUAGAAAAUAAUCAAUCAAAAAAUUGAUGAUGAACUAAACUCUAAGGUACAUCCAAGGAUCUUUACCUUCAACCAAUUUAAGUAUGUGAUAGUAGAUUUCUCAAGCACUACAAUAAAAUUAAAUUAUUGGCUGUAA